This is a messenger RNA of Hyaloscypha bicolor E, 1696 nucleotides long. RefSeq lists its product as uncharacterized. Bases 466 to 1539 code for a protein of 357 amino acids. NCBI's taxonomy places the organism in Eukaryota, Fungi, Ascomycota, Leotiomycetes, Helotiales, Hyaloscyphaceae. The record is from RefSeq and is a predicted model, not a curated record. Gene Ontology annotation, biological process: regulation of DNA-templated transcription. The transcript is spliced from 2 exons. Gene Ontology annotation, molecular function: DNA-binding transcription factor activity; protein binding.
UCAAAUCUGACCAAUUCUCACCUUCCAUUUCUUAUCUGCUCCCUCUAUCCAAGCGCUUCAAACCUCCGAGGAGCGUAUUCAAGUCCCCAUUGUCUCGCUCUUCACGUAUAGCUUCAUUCUCGUGAAACCUGAUUGAACCAUGCUACGAGUCUUGCAGUCGGUCAAACCUCUUGUGUAACCUGCAAGUCAGAGAUCUGCAAUCCUACCCGUGGUAACCAACACGCCACCAACACGCCACUUACCUGUUUCUUCUUGCUCAUUCCAUACAGCUGCUUACGAUAAGGAUUGGUGCUUUGAGCGAGGCACAGCUUACAGUUGUGCCUCAGUGGUGCAGAUUCAAGAUUUUAGCUACCUUCCAGAAAUGGACAGUCAAGCGGGAGCCCGAGGGAACAAUGAGCUCAGAUAUAUCAAGUACUGGAGAGUCAAGUGCUCACCGUCGAUGUAUUCAAAAUAGUGUUGAGAACAAUGGAAGAGCAGGAACGUCGUCAAUCAGCAGAGAGUAUCUUGGAGCGAAGACGGAUUCAGAAUCGUAAUGCUCAGCGAAAGCGUCGUCAACGAUGCGCUGAGAUGGAGAGGAAACAAAGAGAAGCGCAGCAGGAUCAAGAACGACGAGAGGACUCAACUAGUGAAGAAACGCCUCACCAGCGAUGCCGCCAAUGCCGAUUGCACAAUUUCGAUUUCCGACAUUCCGGUAGUGCCGAAACGAUGGCCUCGGCUACUCAGCAACAUCACACUGCGAAUCUCACGUCUCGAACAGAACCAUCAGACAAGGAUCAAGAGGCAUUGUCGAAAUCAAUGGCAGACAAACAAGAUGAGUUUCUGUCAUUGCCUCUGUCACCGUCGAGCCCUACUAUGGACUUAAGUCACAAUUACUUCGACGAAAACGGGCUAUAUAAUGAGGAUAUAUCUUUGGAUCUGGACUUUGCAAUACAACAAUACUCGGAAUCUCAUUCCAAUGCCUCUGGAGUGACCGAGCCUCCCCGAAAACAACUUUUGCCAACCCCACGGCCACGGACUGCUUCGGAAACUCCCGAGCGACCUCGGCAGCAUCCCACGCGAAGAUGGAGCUCCACCACGCCUUCUUCAAAUCACCCACAAGUCCUAAAACCUGUCUCGCCACUCGCAACGCACAAUCACAACACCCCAGCACCAACACCAACUUUCGCCCCAUCCCUGACUUCCCCUUCGCCAUCUUCGCCUACCAACAACAAAGGCAAAACCCCCCUCCAUAUCCUCGCCGAACGCGGCUCCUUCAAGGCUGUCUCCCUCCUCCUCGAAUCCGCAAUCGACAUCGACGCCCCAGACUUCUACGGCCGCACAGCCUUGCACCUCGCAGUCCUGAACGGCCACAUAGCCGUUGCAGCCAAGCUUUCGAAAGCGGGAGCGGAUACAGAUAUAGUAGACUACAAGGGUGUAGGACCUGUGCACAUAGCUGCAGAGAUGGAGAACGAGGAGAUGAUUCUCCUUUUAAUGAGAGAAGGUGCUGAUUUCGGGGUUGGCAUUGGGGAGAGCAUUCACAAUCAGGGAAUUGUAUGUUGACAUUCAAUCCAAAUCUCUAUCUCUCAUGCUUCCAAAUCCCCUUCCCCACCUCAUCCAACCUAACGCACGUCCCCAGCGUAAACCUAACUUCCACUUGCGUCCCCCUCAGCACCCCCUCCUCGCCCCCAUUCCCCGCCAGCACCAUUGCGCAAUGAUG